GAAAAGCAGCCGGGUAACGUGUGGCUUUAAUUCAAAGUAGUAGGCACUAACUUGGUGAUCACGGACUGGUUCACUGGUCACGCAGUUCUGUGGUGCAGCCCAGCCCAACACCAUGUCAGAGGCCCUGCUGGAGCGAGUGAGGCAGUUGGAAGCAGAGGUGGGGAGGUUGAAGACACAGCUGGGAGAGAGGAAAGGGGCAGAGGCUGGCAUGGAGCCAUCUGAGCCAGGCGACAGGGAAAAGGACAACCAGGACAACGGAGGGAGGAAGAAGGGGAAGAAAGGGGGCCAGGGGCGUUCGUUUGAUUUUGCGGCCCACCCCAGGCGACACGUGGCCUUGCGACUGGCCUAUCUGGGCUGGAACUACCAGGGCUUCGCUGUUCAGGAAAACACAGACAACACUGUUGAGGCCAGGCUGUUUGAGUCCCUACUGAAGACCAAGCUGAUCCAGGACCGGCAGAGCUCCAACUACCACAGGUGUGGCCGUACAGACAAGGGAGUCAGUGCCUUCUCUCAGGUCAUCUCCAUCGACUUGCGCUCCACUCAGUCUUGUGGGGGCUUGGGGGUGAUCUUCCCAGCUCAGACUGAGGGGAAAUGCAAACCAGACAUGGCAGAACUGCCAUAUGCCAAAAUGCUAAACCGUGUGCUGCCCCCUGACAUAAGGGUCCUAGACUGGGCGGCUACAGAAACAGGCUUCAGUGCACGCUUUGACUGCCAGUCCAGAACUUACCGCUAUUACUUCCCUCGUGGAGGCCUGGACGUGGAGCUCAUGGGCGAAGCUGCCAAACGCUAUGAAGGAACGCACGACUUCAGAAACUUGUGCAAGAUGGACGUGGGCAACGGGGUCCUGCAGUUCCAGCGGACCAUUCUGUCGGCCUCAAUCCGGCCGGCUCAGCCCCACAAAACGCCCUGCGCUGACCCAUGUGACAUCUUCAUUUUUGAGAUAAAGGGGCUGGCUUUCCUGUAUCACCAGGUGCGUUGCAUGAUGGCUGUUUUGCUCCUGAUUGGACAGAAGCUGGAGGCUCCGGAGGUGAUUGAUCACCUAUUGGAUGUUGAAAGCAAUCCCAGGAAACCCCAAUAUAGCAUGGCAGUGGACUACCCACUGGUCCUACAUGACUGCCAUUUUGAGGGGCUGCAGUGGCAGAGUGACCCAGAGGAAGUCAGGCACGUCCUGGCAACACUGCAACAGCACUGGACACAGACAGUGGUCAAGACCCAGGUCCUCCACGGGAUGAUCGAGGGCGUAAAAAAUUCAGAUGAGUCUUCUUCCUCUCCCCUCUGCUGGCUGAUGGAAGGGUCCAGACAGCGUAACUACCGUCCGCUGCUGGAGCGCCCUUGCUGCGAGAGUUUGGAGUCCAGGAUAGAGCACUUUGUCAAGAGAGGGCGACUUGAGCGUGAGGAGGGAGAGGAUGGGGAGGGGCCAGUGCACAGGGGCAAGAGGUCCAAACACCAGCACAACUCCCAUCAGCCCAAAGCACUCAGUGCCGCCUCCUCCUCAGACCCAAGACUAAGUGGGGAUACCAGUCAGGCCGACCAGGACACUGCAUGUCAGCAAACUCAGGAUGAAAAGGAUUUGAUUUGAUCUGAAAUGACUUGAUUCCUGCAUAAAUGAGUGUUUGUUUCGUUUUAUUUGUCUUCAGUUUUUUUUUUAAUUCCAUAGUUUUGUAUUAAACAAUG
Molecule: messenger RNA, 1674 nt
Organism: Megalops cyprinoides (Indo-Pacific tarpon)
Lineage: Eukaryota; Metazoa; Chordata; Actinopteri; Elopiformes; Megalopidae
Gene: pus3
Product: pseudouridylate synthase 3
Exons: 7
Coding region: 113-1579 (488 amino acids)
Biological process (GO): tRNA pseudouridine synthesis; mRNA pseudouridine synthesis
Cellular component (GO): cytoplasm; nucleus
Molecular function (GO): RNA binding; pseudouridine synthase activity
Source: RefSeq, a predicted model, not a curated record